Molecule: messenger RNA, 1567 nt
Organism: Ricinus communis (castor bean)
Lineage: Eukaryota; Viridiplantae; Streptophyta; Magnoliopsida; Malpighiales; Euphorbiaceae
Exons: 12
Coding region: 109-1380 (423 amino acids)
Biological process (GO): protein phosphorylation
Cellular component (GO): chloroplast
Molecular function (GO): protein kinase activity; ATP binding
Source: RefSeq, a predicted model, not a curated record
AGAUCACGUCAGACGCCUUAUCGUUUUACUCACUUGGCGCCAUUUCUAUUAACCAGGAGGAAAACACGAAGAACACGCUCACAAACACUACCAGUAACUAUUAAAAUCAUGCUUCUCGCUUCACUCCAUUGUUUCUCUCCUUCUCCUUCUUCUUCUUCAACUUCAACUCGCUCUUAUUCCUUCUCUCACAAUCGCAAAUUCUCAAAACCCCCGAUUUCAGUCAACUCGCCCAUCCGAACUCAACUCUGUAAGGCGAGUCUGAUUACUACCCCUGACUCCUUCGAGGUUGGCAGACUCAUUGGUAGCUACGGCUUCAUGAAUGUUACUAGUUACUCAGGGUAUCAAUCAGGGAUAGAUAUGGAAUAUUACUCAUUGCCAGGUGGCAAUAUGGGGCAAUUGAAAUUUCAGGAUGUGGGUGAAGGAGGUGUAAAGAUCAGGCUUUAUGAAGGUAGAAUAGCUCAAGGUCCAUUUAAAGGAACUCAAGUUAUUUUUAAGGUUUAUCCCGGACAACGAGCUGGUGGUUUUGAAGCUGAUAUGAUGGCAGCAAAUGAGCUCAAUACUCAUGCUGUACUUCAGAGCAGUUCAAAAGGUAUAUGUCAGAAUCUCCUGAUACUUGUUGGAGGGUUUGAGACCAAAACUGGGGAACAGUGGCUUGCUUUCCGGAAUGAUGGGAAAUAUAGUGCCGCGGACUAUGCAAAAAUCGUGAGUGAAAAAAUAUCGAAAAUCCGUUCUGGUGGAGAUAACUCUUGGAAUCGUUUUGAACAAGAGCAAAUAAUGAAACGCAGAAGAUACUUUGUAAUCAAACUUCUUAGGGGUGCUAUUAAUGGCUUAGCUUACAUGCAUGACCAUGACAGAUUGCACCAGAGUCUUGGACCGUCUUCUAUUGUUCUCAAUACCGUAAAAGAAAAAGAUGUUGCUUAUGUAGUUCCACGACUUCGGGAUCUAGCAUUUUCUGUUGAUAUUCGUAUUUCAAGUCUAGAAGAAGAAGGCCUUGGGACACUCUCAGAAGGACUUUGGAGAAGAGCAACUGCUGCUGGUGCCUUCACCCCUAUUCAGAAAAGGGCCUUUGGAAUUGCAGAUGACAUAUAUGAAGCAGGUCUCCUUUUUGCAUACUUCGCUUUUGUUCCAUUUUGUGAAGCAGGCAUAAUGGAUGGUCUUUCUUUGCAAAGGCUCUUAGAAAGCACUUUCAAACUUGAUAUUGAAGCUGCAAGAGAGUAUUGUUUAGCAGAUGACCGCUUGGAAGAAGCUGUCAAGUUUCUGGAUCUUGGUGAUGGAGCUGGUUGGCAAUUACUUCAGGCAAUGCUAAAUGCUGACUUCAGAAAACGGCCUAUGGCAGAGGCAGUACUCAACCAUCGAUUCAUGACCGGUGCUGCACUUUAAUUGACAGAGGCAGAGAUGUUUUAGUGUUUAGCUGGCUGCACUUUCGAAUGGCAAAAGAUGCAGAGAUGUGUUGAUGGGUGUACAUAAUAAAAAUUUAAGAGGCAGAAUAUAGCUCAAUAAUGUCUUUCCUUGAUUUAAGAACAAUUGCACAGAUUUGGCAAGAGGGGAAAUUUCCUUGUUUCUUUCU